Orbicella faveolata is the source of this 1171-nucleotide messenger RNA. RefSeq lists its product as uncharacterized. Gene Ontology annotation, biological process: extracellular matrix organization. Gene Ontology annotation, molecular function: peptidase inhibitor activity; extracellular matrix structural constituent conferring tensile strength. The record is from RefSeq and is a predicted model, not a curated record. NCBI's taxonomy places the organism in Eukaryota, Metazoa, Cnidaria, Anthozoa, Scleractinia, Merulinidae. Gene Ontology annotation, cellular component: extracellular region.
ACCAAUUCGUAGUCUUCUUCGCAGCUAUAAUUGUAAUAUAGGUUCAAAAACCUCGAAAGAAAAUCUGCCGCGGUUAAUUGCAAUUGGCUUAACAAUCAUCAUUUUCAGGGUUCACCGGGAGCAUCUGGACCAAGAGGAAGAACAGGAGCGAAGGGAGAUCAGGUGAAGUAUAUCACCGCAAUUUAUGAUGAACAUGGCAAAAUUUCUACUGAAAACGCUGUUGAUAAUAGUAAUAUUUCGCAUGCCUGAUUACCAUUUUUCAGUAUUCUCUUGUUGAAUGGUUACAAGAGAGGAUAAAAGGGUGAGAGAGCUAAUCCCAGGCCUUAUUUUUAAGGGUCCAAGAGGGCGAGUUGGACGGCUCGGACCAGCAGGCCUACGCGGAAGAAAGGGUUCGCGAGGACGUCGUGGAUCAAGAGGAGUUUCAGGUGACACUGGACCAAAGGGUCCUCAAGGCGAGAGGGGCUACCCCGGUGCAGUUGGCUUAGCGGGACAAAAGGGUCAUUCUGGAUUGCCUGGUUUAGACGGAACACCUGGAAUUAAAGGAGAUCAGGGUUCCCCUGGAGAGCCUGGAACUCCUGGAAGGCAAGGAACGAAGGGAUUGCGUGGGCCACCAGGAAUAUCAGGAACUCCGGGAGCGGCAGGACCAAAGGGUCUCCCAGGCGAGGAUGGUUCUCGAGGAAGAGCAGGAGAUCCGGGAAAACCUGGGACUCCCGGAACUCCUGGCUUCCAGGGAGCUCGAGGAAUCACGGGAGAACAAGGAAAAGAGGGAGCAUUGGGCGCUCAGGGACCAAGAGGAACAAAGGGGGAUCGUGGCGCUAAAGGACCACGCGGCAGUCCUGGAAGAACAGGACGAGCGGGUCGUCAAGGCGAACGAGGUCUGAUGGGAUUCCAAGGGUUACAGGGAGAAGUGGGUUCCCCCGGUGUCCAAGGACCAACAGGUUUUGCUGGACGUACCGGCAGGAGGGGAAGAGCAGGAGAGCGCGGAAAAGACGGAAAAGUCGGUGAGAUGGGUGAACAUGGCCCAGUUGGAGAAUCUGGAACUCCUGGACCUCCGGGUCGUCCUGGUAGAAUUGGUCAAACAUUUCAAAACUCAGGUAAAGCUGGUUAUGACGGAAUACCAGGAAGACCUGGAAGGCGUGGAGAAGAGCAAUACUUCAUUCCAACCACCUAA